Adineta ricciae is the source of this 513-nucleotide messenger RNA. The record is from the annotation of a GenBank genome assembly. NCBI's taxonomy places the organism in Eukaryota, Metazoa, Rotifera, Eurotatoria, Adinetida, Adinetidae.
AUGUCCUUAACUCCCUAUAUAAGACGAGAUUUAGUCCCCCAUGCAAGACGAGUGCGAAGAUCACCGAUCAGAAUACGCAAUUUAGAUACAUCGUAUAGUAGUCAACAAUCAUCGUCGCGUAUUAUUAUUUUAAAUAUUGAAGAUGCAAGAGGAGCUUCAUCAGGAACACAAACUUCAACCUGGUGUUUGAGAUUUCUCGUAGGCCUUCUCGUUGGUCUACUUCUCUUAACGGCCAUUCUUGUUCCAGUUUUGGUGACAGUUCUUAGAACAACGACAUCUACCACGACCUCAACGACAACAAUAACCUUCACGACGACAACGACGACUACUACCACAACAACAACAACAACGACGACAACAACAACGACGACUACUACCACCACAACGACUACCACUACGUCAACUUCCACUACUUCGACGAGUACGUCGACGACCUCAACCACGUCCAGUGCUACAACAACGACAACAACGGCAACUGAAACAACCACUACAAUUACAGCUGUUCCGGGUUGA